AUGACUUGGGUAGCCAUCGUGUCCUACGUCUCACCUGUUCAGAGGUCCUUCCUCAGUACCUCCUGGAGAACCAAGCCUGCACUGACUGGGGUCAGACGGGAAGGUUUCCCUUCCGGAGCAGAGACACCAGGCUUCACUCGAGGAGCUCCACUUGAAGCCGCGGUGAGCAUGAGCCUGAGUGUGAUCACAGCACAGGGUGUCGCCGGCCUCUCCCCCCUCAACUCCCAGAAGGUGACAGCUAUCCUAAACAAGUCCUUUAAGAAAUGGGACGAUUUCUUUCCGCCCAAGACCUCACCACCCAAACGUUGUGUGGACAAAGCAUCUAAGCCUCAGAGAUGGGAACUGAGGAGGUCAAUCUUGGGGACCAAGUCAACCAAGCUAAUUUCUCCUCUGUCACAGAGGUUGCUGCUGGGCUUCUCCAACCUCGGAGAAAUCCAACUCAUCCUCUUUGCUGUAUUUCUGUGCCUGUAUCUGAUCGUUCUCAGUGGGAACAUCACCAUUGUCACUGUCAUAUGCCUGGCUCGCGGCCUCCACGUACCUAUGUGCUUCUUCCUGAGGAUACUUCCCAUCUCUGAGACAUGCUACACUCUGGUCAUCCUGCCCAAGAUGCUCAUAAAUCUGUUGUCCCCGCUCAGAACAACCUCAUUUGUCGACUGUGCCACUCGGAUGCUUUCCUUCUUUGGUUUUGCUGUCACUAAUUGCAUGCAGCUGGGGGUCAUGGGUUAUGACCACUAUGCUGCCAUCUGUCAUCCACUUCGGUACGCUAUCCUCAUGAGCUGGCAGAUAUGGGGACAGCUGGAAGCCACUUGUGCUGUGAUUGGCUUGUUCUCACUGAUAGGCUCCCUCUUAGUCUUUGAACUCCCUUUCUGUGGCCCCAGUAAGAUCAACCACUGCUUCUGCGACAUCUUGUCAGUUAUCCAACUUGCAUGUACUGAAACCUACAUCCAUGAGCUGAUCAUCUUCAUUGGUGGGGUUCCAACACUCAUGAUCUCCCUGACUUUUUUCUGCAUCUCGUAUGGCUUCAUUGUCCACACCAUCUUGAAGAUCCCAUCCACUGAUGGCAAGCGGAAAGCCUUCCCCACCUGUGCCUCCCACCUCACUGUGGUCAUUGUCCACCAUGGCCGUGCCUCCUCUGUCUACCUGCGGCCCUCAGCCAAGUUCUCAUCCAGCAAAGACAGGCUUGUGACAGUGGCCUACACAGUUGUGACUCCGCUGUUGAACCCCGUGGUGUAUAGCCUCAGAAACAAGGCUGUCGAGAUAGCCAUUUGGAAAGUGAUUGGCCGAAGAGAAUUUUAUCCUAAAGCUUUGAUACAUGUAACGGAGAAGCAUUACUACAGCCAUGAGCCACCAGUGUUGGAAAGGAUCCAAGGCUGUCGCUUCCACUGCCCUGUCAUUCCCGAGUCCCACCUGCAGUAUCCUGGCUCUGCCUGA
Acinonyx jubatus (cheetah) is the source of this 1431-nucleotide messenger RNA. Its product is annotated as olfactory receptor 10R2-like. Gene Ontology annotation, biological process: G protein-coupled receptor signaling pathway. The record is from RefSeq and is a predicted model, not a curated record. Gene Ontology annotation, molecular function: olfactory receptor activity; G protein-coupled receptor activity. Lineage: Eukaryota; Metazoa; Chordata; Mammalia; Carnivora; Felidae. Gene Ontology annotation, cellular component: membrane.